CUCCAAGAUGGCGGCGCCCAGCAGAUGUGACGCCUGAGAACCAGCAGCGGAGGCGCGCCCCGGCCCGGGCCAUGAGGCGGGCGGCCUGCUCCGCGUCGGCGGCUGGCAGCAGUCAGGCUGCCAGGGGAAAAGGCGGAGGAAGACAACCGCAGAAGAAGCAGCCGCCGGUCGGGAAGCUCCACAAACUGGGGCUGGCGGUGAGGGAGUUUGUGGAGGCGGCGGCGGGGUCGGAAGGCGGCGGGUCCUCCGGGUCUGCUCGGCAGCCGGCGUGGAGCGGCCGCAAGAACCGACGGGACGUGAGGCGAGAGAAGCGCAAGCUGAAGCGCGGGCGGCGGCGGCGGCUCCUGAGCGGCAAGGGGGAAGCGAAGAGCCCGCUCCCCUCCCGGGCAGCUCCCGCUGGAAAGAAGACCCCGCCGCCACCGGAGGAGGAGGAGAAGGAAGGACAGCAGCAGCAGCUACCGCCGGCGAAGGCCCAGGCGGCGGCGAAGCCGCUCCCGGUCGCUCCCUCCGCUUCGGCCGCGGCGCGCAAAAGAGCCCUGCUGGCUGCCAACGAGGCGGAGGAGCGGGAAAUACAUCGCUUGGAGCGGCAGCUGGGCCUCCACAAGCGCCGCAGGAAGCGGCGAAGGCCCGGCCAGGAGGGGGCGGCGGCGGCGGCGGCGGCGGCGGCAUCCCUGCCACAGAGCUUCGCCCGGGACGGGCUGGAUUACGUGCUGGGAGCGCUGAAGUCCGAGGCCGCUUUCUCGGGCCUCUACGAGAGCGGCGAGGAGGAGGAAGGAUGCCUGAGCCCGGGAGAAGAGGGCGAGGACGAGGACGAGGGCGAGGCGGGAAGCUCGGGAGACCCUAGCCCGGAGGAAGGAGAAAGUGAAAGUGAAGACGGGGAAGGGGAGUCCCCUGGCUGGGGAAGCCCGGAGGCUGCAGCCGAGGACCCCGCAGCUCCCAAGGGGUCAAAGGGGAAUCCUAGCCAGGAUGCUGCAAAGUAUGUGCCACCUCAAAUGCGAAUGGCUGAAGAGACAAUAGAUGCCAAAAAGAGAGAAGAAUUAGAAAGGCUAAAGAAAUCAGUGAAAGGUCUAAUUAAUAGGCUGAGUGAACCAAAUCUAGCUUCGAUAAGCGGGCAGUUGGAAGACCUGUAUAUGACGAACAGUAGAAAAGAUAUGAAUGAAACAUUAACAGAUACUCUUAUCUGUGCUUGUGUUAUGGAAUCAACAGUCCCUUCCAAGCUGCUCUUGGAGCAUGUUCUUUUGGUCAGUGUUCUUCAUCAGACUGUGGGAAUUGAGGUUGGUGCUCACUUUUUGGAAACGGUGGUGAGGAAAUUUGAUGACGCCUACAAAAGUGAAUCUGAAGGGAAAGAAUGCGAGAACCUACUUACCUUAAUUGCUAAUUUGUAUAACUUUUAUGUAGUGCAUUCAUUGCUGAUCUUUGACAUCUUAAAGAAGCUUGUUAGCCCUUUUUCUGGAAAGGAUAUUGAACUAAUUCUGCUGCUGUUGAAGAAUGUGGGCUUUUCUUUGAGGAAAGAUGAUGCUCUGGCACUGAAAGAACUUAUCACCGAGGCCCAGAAGAAAGCAAAUGCAGUAGGGAAACAAUUCCAGGACCAGUCAAGGGUUUGCUUUAUGUUGGAGAUUAUGUUGGCGCUGAGAAAUAAUGACAUGAGGAAAAUUCCUGGUUAUGACCCAGAGCCAGUUGAAAAAUUACGAAAGCUGCUGAGAACACUGACUCACAAUAGUUCUGGAAAAGAAUCUCAACUUCGUGUGUCGUUGGAGUCUCUCCUCACAGCUGAUCAAGUUGGCCGCUGGUGGAUUGUGGGAUCCUCUUGGAGUGGUGCUCCAAUGAUUGAAAGCACCAGCAACAAAAUUGAACAAAUACUGCCUGUGGGAAAGGUAAGCUCAAAGAUUCUGAAGCUUGCUCGUAAGCAGAGAAUGAAUACUGAUAUCAGGAGAAAUAUAUUUUGUAUCUUGAUGACAAGUGAAGAUUUCUUGGAUGCCUUUGAAAAUCUUUUAAAGCUUAGGCUUAAAGAUCAGCAGGAGAGAGAGAUUGUCCAUAUCCUCAUAGAUUGUUGCCUGCAAGAGAAGAUUUACAAUCCCUUCUACGCAUAUUUAUCUGCCAAGUUCUGUGAAUAUGAAAGGCGAUUUCAGAUGACAUUCCAGUUCAGUAUGUGGGACAAAAUCAGAGAUCUGGGAAAUCUGUCUGCUGCUGCUUUCUCCAACCUAGUUAAUCUCUUGACUCACCUGCUGAAGACUAAAUCGCUCUCUCUCACUGUCUUCAAGGUGGUUGAAUUCAGUGAAUUAGAUAAGCCAAAAGUUCACUUCCUGCGACAGGUGUUAUCUGCAUUAUUCCUAAAAGCAGAACAAGAAGAGCUCAACCAUAUCUUUGGAAAGUUGGCUGACAAUCCCAAGUUGGGAAUGCUACAUGAAGGCUUGAAACUUUUUCUUACUCAUUUCUUGAUGAAAAAUAUUCAAGCUUCCACAUGUGUUAAAGAAAGUGCUUUACUGAAAGAGAAAAUUGAAGUAGUAACUAAAGCACUGAAAGCAAAAGAAUCAAAACUGAAAUUAUAAUAUCAAGUAUAUAUUAUCGAGUCUUCUUUAUGAAAAACAGACAAAAUAUUUGUGAAAUGUGAUGGUUGUUCUAUAGAGAUACUUCACAAAAAUUGUGGAGCUCAUUAAGGUUUGAUAUUCAAACUAUUGUGCUUGAUUUAGAAAUAUUUGCAUAUAUAAAUGCUGGUAUUUUAAAAUAAUUAUUUUAUAAAACACAAGACAAAAUCGCCAAUGAACAUUGGGAGAAUUUUGAAAAAAUAAAAUUAUAUUUCAAAUGUA
Messenger RNA from Candoia aspera, 2807 nucleotides. RefSeq names its product nucleolar protein with MIF4G domain 1 (gene NOM1). Bases 72 to 2549 code for a protein of 825 amino acids. Gene Ontology annotation, molecular function: protein binding; RNA binding. Gene Ontology annotation, biological process: ribosomal small subunit biogenesis. The record is from RefSeq and is a predicted model, not a curated record. Lineage: Eukaryota; Metazoa; Chordata; Lepidosauria; Squamata; Candoiidae. Gene Ontology annotation, cellular component: nucleolus. The transcript is spliced from 11 exons.